Messenger RNA from Ananas comosus (pineapple), 6548 nucleotides. RefSeq names its product nuclear-pore anchor. Gene Ontology annotation, cellular component: nuclear pore. Lineage: Eukaryota; Viridiplantae; Streptophyta; Magnoliopsida; Poales; Bromeliaceae. The transcript has 49 exons. Gene Ontology annotation, biological process: protein import into nucleus; mRNA export from nucleus. The record is from RefSeq and is a predicted model, not a curated record. Gene Ontology annotation, molecular function: structural constituent of nuclear pore. Bases 113 to 6280 code for a protein of 2055 amino acids.
UCUUCUCUUUCCCUUCCCUUCUCCUCCCUCUCUAGCUCUCUCUUGUACCCCAAACCCUAGGGCUCUUCCUCUCACCGCUCCGGCGAUCGCCUCCGCCUUCGCCGCGCCGCUGAUGCCGCUCUUCCUAUCGGACGAGGAGUUCCAGCUCCUCGCCCACGACGCCGCCGCGGUGGCGGAGCGCGCGGACGCCGCGAUCCGCGAGCUCCGGCGCCAGGUCGAAACCGCGCGCGCGGAGGCCGACGCCGCCUCCAUCACCGCCGAGCAGACCUGCGCCCUCCUCGAGCAGCGCUUCGCCGCCCUCUCCGCCGACUUCGACCGCUCCCAGGCCGAGAACGCCCAGCUCGCCGCCUCCGUCGAGCGCCGCCUCUCCGAGCUCGCCGAGGUCCAGGCCGAGAAGCACCAACUCCAUAUCAAGAUCAUUGGGAAGGAUGGAGAGAUAGAGAGGCUAACGUUGGAGGUGGCGGAGCUCCAGAAGUCUAAGCGUCAGUCGCUGGAACUCGUAGAGCAGCGGGACGCCGAGAUCAGAGAGAGGAAUGCUACCAUCCAGAGCUAUCUUGAUAAGAUUGUGAAUUUGACUGACAGUGCUGCUGCAAAGGAAGCUAGAUUAAGUGAGAUUGAAACAGAACUGACGCGUUGUCAUGCGACCUGUAAUCGAAUAACUCAGGAGAAAGAACUGCUUGAAAAACAUAACUCCUGGCUCGAAGAAGAGCUGAAUGCAAAAGUUAACAGCCUAAUUGAACUGCGGAGAUCUAGCAUGGAUGCCGAGGCAAACAUGUCUGCUAAAAUAGCCGAUCUUGAAAGAGAAAUUAGUGAAUCAUCAAAUUCAUUGAAAAGAAGCAAAGAAAGAGUGGUCGAACUAGAGAACAGAGUCUCUUCCUUGGAGAAGGAGCUGUGUGCAUCAAAGGAGGCUGCUGCUGUCAAUGAACAACAGUAUGGUGCUGAAUUGUCUACAGUUACAAAGCUAGCUGAACUUUACAAAGAGAGUUCUGAUGAGUGGUCAAAAAAGGCUGGAGAGCUUGAGGGUGUUAUCAAAGCGUUGGAGACACAUCUUGCCCAAGUUGAAAAUGAGUACAAAGAGAAACUUGAAAUUGAAGCUUCAGCCAGGAAAGAAGUUGAGAAGGAAGCUGCUGACUUGAAAGAGAAACUUCGAAGAUGUGAAGCUGAACUUGAGAAUGCAAGGAAGGCUAAUGAAUUGAGUCUCCUGCCAAUGGCCAGUUUUCCUACUGAUUUGAACAUGAAAGAACUAUUAAUGGGUGAAGCUGAUAGUGAUAAGACAGAUGAGACUGAGCAGAUGAUUGUUCCUAAAGUUCCUGUUGGGAUUUCCGGGACUGCAUUAGCUGCUUGUCUUCUCCGGGAUGGUUGGAGUCUUGCUAAAAUGUAUGAAAAAUAUCAAGAAGCUGCUGAUGCUCUGCGACAUGAGCGGUGGGGCCGGAAACAUGCAGAAGCUGUUUUGGAAAGGGUUCUGCAUGAGAUAGAAGAGAAAGCUGAGCUAAUUUUAGAUGAACGGGCUGAACACGAGAGAAUGGCAGAAGCAUACUCCCUGAUGAAUCAAAAACUGCAGCAGGCAUUGUUGGAGCAUGACAAUUUUGAGAGUACUAUUAGAAAUCUCAAGGCAGAGUUGAGAAAACAGGAACGUGAUUAUGAUAUUGCACAGAAGGAAAUUGAUGAUCUUCAGAAGCAAGUAGCAGUCCUGUUAAAAGAAUGCCAAGAUAUUCAACUUCGCUGUGGUGCCAACCUAUCAAGUGACUUAGAUACUCAUGUUUCUACAAGAUCAGCAGAUGUUACCUAUGGCAUUCAAGCUGAAAAAGCUGUUUCUGCACAUAUGACUUUUAAGGACAUAAAUGAAUUAGUUGAGCAAAAUGUGCAACUCCGGGGCCAAGUGCGUUGCCUUUCUGUUGAGGUUGAGAAAAAGGAUGCAGAAUUAAGGGAGGGUUUCCAAAUUGAGCUGCAGAAAGUGACUGAUGAGGCAAAGUCCAAGAUUGAAGCUGUGCUUAAGAGAUCAGAAGAGCAAGGAUGCAUAAUCGAGUCACUUCACAGCUCUGUUGCCAUGUACAAGAGGCUGUAUGAAGAAGAACAUAAACUUCGUACUUCUAGCAAUACUUUAUUAGAAUCUAUUCCAGAAGACGGCAAGAAGGAGCUCAUGCCUUUAUUUGAAGGCUCUCAGGAUGUUUCAAAAAAAGCGUACGAACAACUUGCUGAACGUGCUAAGAAUCUUGAGCAGGAAUUGACCAAGUUAAGGAGUGAGCUCACUACAUUGCGAACAGAACGUGAUAAAAUGGCUUUGGAAGCCAAUUUUGCUAGAGACCGGCUUAAUAGUUUCAUGGCAGAGCUUGAUCAUCAGAGGAAGGAAGCCAAUGCAGUUUCAGGUAGAAAUGUGGAGUUGACACAAUUAUUGGUUGAUUACCAAAAGAGACUACGCGAAAGUAGUGAUUCUCAACAAGCCUCUGAGGAUAAGUUGCGAAAGCUAUCAAUGGAGGUAUCUAUUUUGAAGCAUGAGAAGGAGAUCUUAGUGAACUCGGAGAAGAGAGCUUUGGAUGAAGUGCGCAGUUUGAUAGAGAGAGUUCAUCGUCUUCAGACAAGCCUUGACACGAUACAAACCACUGAGGAGGUUCGUGAGAAUGCGAGAGCUGUGGAAAGGAGAAAUCAGGAAGAGCAUGUUAAACGAAUUGAAAGAGAGUGGGCAGAAGCUAAGAAGGAGCUUCACGAAGAACGUGAUCGUGUUCGUGCCCUAACGCUUGAAAAAGAAAAAGCUAUAGAGACAACUGUUCAUCAAGUAGAAGAAAUGAGAAAAGAAUUAACUGACGCAUGGCGUGCGGUUUCUUCUGCUGAAUCAAGGGCUGCUGUAGCAGAGGCUAGAUGCUCAGAUUUGGAGGGACGGAUCAAUGGAAGAAAGAGCAUAACAAAGGAUGGCGCCCAUGAUGACUCAUUGUUGUCCUCCAAUGAGGUUACUGAGGAGCUGUGGAAAGCAAAAGAGGAAAUGGAAAAACUGAGAGAGGAAGCUCAAGCAAACAAGAAUUACAUGUUGCAGUACAAAGAAAUAGCCCACACAAAUGAAGUGGCACUGAAGCAAAUUGAGUCUAGGCAUGAGGAGUACAAGGCAGAGGCUGAAAGAUUGAAGAAGACUUUUGAAGAUGAAGUUUUGUCCCUAAGAAAUAAGCUGUCUGAAAUGGAGAAGAACUAUGUAUUGAAGUCUGAAGAAGCAAGCUCACUUAUUGAAGCUAAAGAAAAAGAACUCCUUUCUGUAUUGGCUGAAACUUCGGCCUUAAGAGAUGAAGUUGCUCAGAAAGUAACACGAAUAGAGAUGCUAGAAAUUCAAGUAUCCUCCCUGAAGGAUGAUCUUGAUCAGGAACAUAAACGCUGGAGAACUGCCCAAGACAACUACGAGAGACAGGUUAUUCUGCAAUCUGAGACUAUCCAGGAGUUGACGAGUGUUUCCAAAGAACUGUCUUCAUUGCAAUCUGAAAUGGCAAAGCUCCGAGAUAUUUCAGAUGCACAAAAAGUUGAAAAUGAUGCCCUGAAAUCAUCAUGGGAACAUGAAAAGCUGGAAUUACAGAGAGAUAAGGAUGAAGCGCAAAGGAAGUAUAAUGAAAUCAAUGAACAGAAUAAAAUAUUGCACAAUCAGCUCGAGUCUUUGCGCAUUAGAUUAGCUGACAAGGAACGUAGCUUCGCUGGAUUGUCAUCCCAAACUGCAGAUUCGCAAACGGAGAGUGAUUUGCAAAAUGUUAUUAGUUAUCUACGCAGAUCGAAAGAAAUAGCAGAAACUGAACUGUCGUUGUUAAAGCAAGAGAAGAUACGGCUUCAAUCCCAUCUAGAAAAUGCAUUAAAGGCCUCCAAGGAGGCUCAAGCCUUGCUACAUUCUCAAUCUGAGAAUUUUCAAACAACAGUUUUUAAAGAUGAAGAAUUCAAGUCCUUGCAGCUCCAGGUAAGAGAGAUUAAUUUGCUUCGAGAAAGCAACAUACAGCUGCGAGAGGAGAACAAACACAACUUUGAAGAAUGCCAGAAACUCCGCGACGAAGCACAAAAAGCUAAAAUGGAAGCCGAGAGAUUGCAUAAUCUUUUACUUGAGAAGGAGCUAGAAUUUGAGGCUUGCCAGAAGGAGGCUGAGACGCAAAAGAUGGAGACACAACACCUCAACAAUAGGAUUGCCGAGUUAGUUGAAAGUUAUAAGAGCAUCGACCUCAAGGAAUAUGAACAUAUGAAGGAUGAGCUUCAGAGUAUCAAGGUACUCCUGAGAGAGAAGGAGACUGAGCUUGAGCUGACAAAGAAUCUUGUUUCAGAGAAGCAAGAAUUAAUUUCUAAGCUGGAAGAAAACCUUGCUAGAUGUCAAUCAGAGUUAGCUGAAAGAGAAAACAAGUUAAAUGAUGCUUUUCAAGUUGAGGCAAGUAUCAAAAUGGAAAUCGAGAAGCAGAAGAAGAUCAUUUCUUCUUUGAAGAAGAAAAAUGAGGUGCUGGCGAAGGAAAAGGAGGAACUUAGCAAGGAUAAACAAGGCCUUUUAAAACAGAUAGAGGAUCUUAAAUCAACAGGCAGGAAGACCUUAAAUGAAACUUUGAUUGAUCAGGCCGCUAAGGAAAAGGAUACAAGGAUUCAGAUAUUGGAGAAGACUUUGGAGAGGGAGAGAGACGAUCUGCGGAAGGAGAGGGAUGACAACCGGAAAGAGAAAUUAAAGCGGCAAAAGACUGAGAAGACGGUGCUAGAUCUUAUUCAGACGGUCAACAAGGAUAAGAAGAAGGUUGAAGAAGAGCUUGCAAAGCAUAAACAGGCUAUCGUCAUCAUGUUGGAGAGUACUGGAAUAACAGCUUCUCAACUUCCAUCUGGGAGCACGCUAGAUGAACAAACUUUUGCAUACUUUCUCUCCGUUGAUAGCUUUGAAGACGCUGCCAACUCCUUGCUAAAUGACGGGUCAGGAACUCAGCCUCUCCCACCCGAAACUUCAGCAGCAGAUACUUCUUUAGCAGCUGCAGGUCGGCAGGUUCCUCCUACUACUGCACAGACCAGACAAUCUGUGACUCCUCAAGGUAAAGCAACAGAGGAAAAAACUGGAACUACUGUUGUCAAACCUAGUACUGAAGUUCGCAAGGCAGGAAGAAGGCUUGUACGUCCCCGUCUUGAGCGGCCCGAAGAGUCUCAAGCUGAUAUAGAAAUGUCGGCAGCGGAGGGGCCUGUGGUGACAGAGGACCGCAAGCCCAGCUCAUCUCAUGAACCAGAACUAUCAGGUGUAAUAUUGUCUUCAUCACACCCGCCGCCUUCUCGCAAACGUAUGGCCUCUUCAUCAGUCUCUGAGCCAAAAGAAGAAUCGGUAGCACAAGAUGAGGCUGGCACUGAAACUGUUCCUCCUUCAAAGAAAUCUAAAGAUGCAGAUUUUGAUGUACAAUCUUCUGAAAUCCCGGCCAUAGCACAAGAGCCAGCGGGCCCAUCAGCUGACAACUUUGAUGCAAAAUCGCCUAUGGAAGACGUGGAUACUGAUGAGAUUGUAGAGGCAGCAGGGGAGGAAGAGAUGGCAAACAAGGAUGAAGUAGAGGAGCAUCAAAGUGCGCCAGUCGAUGGCAUGAAUCAAGAAAACGAGGCUCAAUCUGAAGAAGAUGCGACUAUGGAGGAGGUUAGAGAUAAGUCAAAAGAUGCGGGGGAGUUGAUUGAUGAGGGCCCAAGGAGUGAAGAUCCGAAGGAAAUAAUGCCCCUUGAUGUUGAAGACGAUAGAGAGGAAGGCGAGCUGAUGCCGGAUGAACCUGAGCAGCAAAUAGAGGAGGCCGCGUCAGGAGAAGGACACAGUGAGUCUACUCCUAGCGAUGGGGUUAAUGCUAUUGAUGAAACCCCAGAAACUGUGGAGCCUGCUUCCCCUGAACCUGUGACUGAAAAGAGUGAAAACGCUGAUGUCUUAGAGGAGGUUACAGAAGGCAAUAAUAACAAUAAUAAUAACAAUAGCACUGGUCCGGGCAUCACUGAAACUGAGCUAAGUUCUCCAAUACUAUUGGGCGUACGCGAAGGAUCACCUAGUACGCUUCCCCAAGCAUCACCAUCACGAGUCCGUGAGAGUUCUCCAAGUUCACUUCUGCCUCACAGUGCAGCUCCAGAACAGCAGGGUUCCAGUACUGUUUCAGAAACGGAAGAACCACGGGGCCGCGGAAGAACAAUUAGUAUAACGGAGAGAGCUAGACAGAAUGCCCCUCUCAGACAAGCCAGGAUGGCGGCAGCUCAAACUACUCCCAGAGGUCGGGGUAGACCAGCUGGUGGCUACAGGGCUAAUCGGGGGGCGCGUGGCCGAGGUGGUCGUGGACAAUCAUAACGUUUCAUAGUCAUGUUAUAGGCAGCGGCUUAAGUUUAUGACAGGCUUUCGAUGCACUGGGUAGUUAUAUUUAUGGGUGCUUUUAUUUGCCAACCAAUUCACAUUGGCAUAUAAAUUUCCUAAACUUUGUCUGUUAAAGUUAUAGAACCGGAAAUUUUUUGCUGCUUAAUGCACCAUAACUUAGGCAUUAACCUUGGACUGCUAUCUGUGAGGUCUUAACACCAAACCGCUCUCUUUCUUGUUUUUGUAGCUUUGUAAUUGUUGUUGU